Drechmeria coniospora is the source of this 1695-nucleotide messenger RNA. RefSeq lists its product as uncharacterized. The coding region runs from base 1 to 1695 and encodes 564 amino acids. The transcript has 4 exons. Gene Ontology annotation, molecular function: protein binding. The record is from RefSeq and is a predicted model, not a curated record. Gene Ontology annotation, biological process: signal transduction. NCBI's taxonomy places the organism in Eukaryota, Fungi, Ascomycota, Sordariomycetes, Hypocreales, Ophiocordycipitaceae.
AUGGUACCACAGUUCUGCCCCUCCUUCUCUACCAGAACCGCGCCGCCUUCCACCCGCCGAUCGCCGUCCGUGCCAACCUCGACUGUCGGCUCACAAUCGUCGGAGCCGAGCCAGACGCAGGCUCGUGGUAAGACCGAGUCGAAUCGCGGGCUCGAGCCACAAGCGCUCGCUCGCUCGCUCGCCGUUGGGCUGCGUGCAUUCGCUCCGCCGGCGGCGAUGAUGAGCUUCGAGGGGGGCACGGCCUUUGCCGAGUCGGACGCCGAUGACGAGUACGAGCGGAGCGUCGACGACCGCCCUCCCUUGAGAGAUGCCGAGACCUCGCCCAUAGAUUCCGAGAUCUCGACAUCGGCCGAGCACACGCCGACGACGUACGGCCAGAGCGGCGGUGCCGACAAACUGCCCGACGCCAUCAUCAACGACUGGACCGCCGAUGAGUGCGCCAACUUCCUCGGCACCGUUGGCUUGGCCCAAUACGCCGAUCGCUUCCUAGAAAACGAAAUCGUCGGCGAGGCGCUGGUGGCGCUCCAGCACGAAGACCUCAAGAGCAUGGGCAUAGUCAGCGUCGGCCAUCGACUGACGAUCCUGAAGAGCGUGUACGAUGUCAAAAAGGCACAGGAUGCUCCCUUUGAGGGCGACCAUUAUCUUCCACUGUCGGCCGAUGCCGAAGCCCAGAACGCGACGGCGACGUUGCAGGACGUCAAACACCUGGCCGAGCAGCUGCGUCUGCGCGACGAGCGGAUGAGUCUGCUGGAGCAAGAGCUGCGGAGGAUGACGGACGAUUUUCGACGGCUCCGGGAAGACAUGCUCCCGGCCUUGCGCCUCGUCAAGGAUGCGCAGCAGCCGCUGCCGAACCUGAGCGGCGGCGGCGGCGGCACGGCGUACAGCUACGAGCCGGCGGCCCUGUCGCCGCCCGCCCCGACGCCGCCGCCCGGCCAAGGCCCCGGCCCGGGCGUGAUGCGGGCCUACUCGCAGCGCCGGAUCUUGAUCGGCGCGGCACCGCCCAAGGGCAACUCGCCGACGCAGCCGACGCACGAGAGGAGCAUCGUGGAACAGACGAUGGACCCGGCCAACGCGGCCGAGCGCGCCGUACUUUCGUCGUCGCACCUCGCGGCCAUGAACGGCACCGGCCAGAACGCGGCUCCGUACCCGUCCCCGAACAUGCCGUCCCCCACGUCGCCGCAGCUGCACCUGAGCGGGACAACGCUCGCGUCGCGGUCCUACCGCAGCGACUCGAUAGCGCCGUCGGCCAGGUCGACGCUGAACGAGACGGACGCGGCCAACUACGCGGCGCGCGAAAAGUCAUCGGCCGGAGCGCCGCCACGACGGCGAGAGACGCCGGUGCCCGACACGCCGAGCACGAGCAACGCGGCGGUCGAGAUAUUCAAAUCGUUCCGCGUCAGCAUGGACGACCCGUGCUACAAGGUGCUCCCGGCGGCGCUGAAGAAGUACCAGAUCAACGCGCCCUGGGACCAGUACGCCCUGUACAUCGUCUACGGCGACCAGGAGCGUUGCCUCGGCAUGGAUGAGAAGCCUCUGAUUCUCUUCAAGCAACUCGACAAGGAAGGAAAGAAGCCCAUGUUUAUGCUUCGGAAAACGAACAACGCCGGCGCCGACGAGCCCGGAAGCGCCGGCGGCAUGAGCGGAGCGGCGCGCGGCGCGCCGACGGGAUACGACCCUCCCGGAGGCAUCAUAUGA